ACAGAAGCUCACAGGUUGCGUACCAGCGGUAAAAAGUCAGCCGGUCUUGGCAACCAAGAUAUUUUUGGAUAUGAAACAACCUCUGGUUCUAAGUAUAAACUCGGCGGAUGUAAGUUUACACUAGCCCGGUAGACAUAGGCCCUACACAAAGUCACAAAGAAAGAAAUCGUAAAAAUUGGAGGAGAAAUGCUAUGUUUCGACGUAAGGUGCUCUAUUCUUAGUUUCGUUUCACACGAUUGACAAUUGGCCGAGAUGUCUUCUUAAGCCUGGUACACCAUCUUGGAUUAUUAAUGUGCUGAAGAUUCGCCAUCUUGGCGUACAGGAGAACACCCAUGAUCAAGGUAACCAGAUAUCGAGAGAGAAAAAUGCUUUGACGAGGAAUACAGGCGACUGGCGUUGGAGCCCUGAAACAAACUGUUGACAGGGACAGUUUUUUGUCUUCAGGAUUUGACUUUGCGAGGUUGAGACAAAAUGUCGAUUGUUAUACCGAAGAGUGCCCAGAGAUGGCCCGUGGAGCCAGAGCAGAAAGGAGACGGCAAGAAGAAAGAUGACAAGAAGAAGAUGAAACAGAGCAAGGCGUUCAACUCGGCCAAGACAAUGAAUGACCGAGAGCAGCGCCGGUUGGCACUGACUCUAGACGUCUUCAAGAAGGAUCUCCGAACUGCUACACACCUCCUUAGUCUGGAACAGAAGCAGCUGAGACGGGAGCUACAGACUAUCAAUCCAGACAUCAAGAUGGAUCCGGCCAAAGGGUUCUUCGUGCCCCAAGGAGUGACCCAAGAACAAGCCGAGAUGCUGAAGGACAACCGGCGGGCCAGCGUCCCGGCCGCCACUCGGAGCAUCUCGCUCGCCGAGUUCGACGAGAUGAGACAGAAGCGGAGUCAGAAGUCCCGCGAGGCUUUUGAGAGCUCCAGGGCGACUCAGCCCCAGGGUGAUGGUGAGGACACGGAGGAUGCCAUGCUGAUGAGGGCUAGGAGGAGAGGCAGAAGGGGCGCCGUCCAAAUGCCGGACAAACCUGCCGCUUUCACCUCCAUGGCCCGUGUGACUGUCAACCCCGUCAGUGGUGGUGGUAGUAACCAGGCCUCACCGAGACAUGCAGCGUCUUCAUUACGGAAACUAAACAAGAAACACUAAGAAACAAACAGUUUCGAGGUGAAUUUUCUUCUGAUAAGACUGGAAAACUUCAAUGAAAUCCGUCCUGUUAACAAUUCAAUUUGUUUAUAUUCUUUUCUGAGUACAGAUACCGAUACAAAAAUGUAUAUGCCAGGAGGAUUUGGAAACCUGGAGUGGGGGAAAACAACAAAACUACUUCACAUUUGAAGCGAAAACUUUGAUAAUUGAUUAGUUGACCAGCAACCAUUUCGAAAAGAAAUACGUGUGACUUGUGUAAAGCCUAUAGCAAUCUCCGGGCUCGAUUUUGGAGGACCAAAAAUGUUGUACCCCUAUUUCCUUCGCACGAUAAUUUCAUGGCAUCAAAUGUUCAAUGUAUAGUUGCCGUAUGCAAAUUAUAUUCUAGUUUAUGACCUUUCUGGGACACGCGUUUUUGGAACUUCAAAGAGGCGCAUUCAAUUAAGACGACAUGUCUGAUGUCUCCCUUAAACUACAUAUAGGGUCAUUUGAUUUUCAUACAUUUUGUUCGUUUCCAAUAUUAACACCACUCAUAAUUCAAAGAAAAAUGUUCCACAUCUAUAACCUGUUGGACCUUCGGCUCAGUGGAUAGUGCACUUUUGGAGAAAACAGGGAAAACAAUGCACAUGAUUCCAAUAGCACUUUCCAAAAAUCAGUUGAUUGACUAAUCGUUGGAAAUCACCUACAUUUCUUAAUUUCUUCUAAAUGACAACAAG
This is a messenger RNA of Patiria miniata (bat star), 1844 nucleotides long. RefSeq lists its product as uncharacterized. Lineage: Eukaryota; Metazoa; Echinodermata; Asteroidea; Valvatida; Asterinidae. The transcript is spliced from 2 exons. The record is from RefSeq and is a predicted model, not a curated record. Bases 472 to 1134 code for a protein of 220 amino acids.